CAGCGCUGUGCUCUGGGUUUCCCAAGUGUCCUGGCGUGCUAACGGCAGAGGCAGCAAUAGCAGCAGCCGCCGACUCCUAAUAUAUUCACAACGCUCAGCUGUUUCCACAUGCCAGCCUGUGAGCUGGCGUCGGCAGCAGCGGCGGUUGCGCUAGCUGCGCAGAGCUACGCCUGUCGUUGGUGCUCCCGCAACACAAAAGCAAGACCAGAAAUACCGUUGGAACACAGUUAAAAAUGGUCCAUCGUGGCGACAGCAUCCCGGGCAAUUGGCAAAGCGGAAUACUGCUGUUACCAACACCGUUUGUGUGGACCUCUGCACUGAAAUUCAAAUUGAAACUGAAACUGCUGCCUUCGAAUUGGGUGCAAGUAGCACAGCUUUCAGUGGAAACUGCUCGAAGUGCUCGACUCGCUCGAGCUCAAGUGCAUUUUCAAUGAACGCCGCAGCGGCGAACGGAGUUAAAUCGACUGUGUCGAAGUGAAGUGGAGUGCCAGUGAAAGGGUUAAGCGCGAAGUGCGCUAAACGGAAGUGAAGUUGAAAGAAAGUUGCAUAAAAUCGUCGGGUGUUCCAGUGCGAAAUCGUGAAGUGAACGAAAGAGUUUUGAAUUUAAAAAGGAAGUGAGCAGAAAGUACGAAAUCUCGCGAAAACUUCAAUAAAACGGAAUGUGUCAAGCAAAAAGUAAACAAAUUGAAGCAUAAAAGAACAGUUAUUUAAAUCUUUCUAGGAACAUUUUAAAGCAAAACUUUAAUGACUAAAGUGGAACGCGGAGGAGUAAAGUGAAAGAGUAAUACCGCAACCAUAACAACAUGAAGCACGAAAGUUCUUUUCACACCUAGCAGCAACAAUAACAGCAACAACAUUGUCACCACUUACACCCGCAGCCGCAUCAUUUUUGCGCUGAGCAAGCGCCUACGAGCUGAAAGCAGCACAUCGACUUCCGGCAAAAAUUUCGCACCUUCGCUGCGGUUGUGGGCGCCUGGCUCUAAUUACAACAACUGCCAAGCUUUUCAAAAAUCAACUGAUUGCCUAGCGACGAAGUUAUUUCGAGCCAAAGCGCCAGUGUCAGUCAUAACGGCAGUUGUUGCCAAGCGAAAAGAGCACCAGCAGCAUCAAUUACAAAGGGAAUUUCACAAAGCAACAACAAAAUUAGCACAGCGAAAAAAUAAUUACGGUCGCACCACGAAACAACCGUUAGUAACAGUGAUUAACCGUGUACAUGCUUGUGUAUGUGGGUGUGUGCGUGGGCAAAAGGAUCUUGUGUAACCCACAUAUUAUAUGAACAAACAAGCGCUGAAAUUAUUAUCAUGUUACUCAACGCGAAUGAGCUUUAUUGCUUAAUGACAACAAUAACGUGUGCGUAUCUAUUGGCAGUGGGUGGCGAUGCGGUGUACUACUAAACUUUUGUAGAUAAGAAGAUACGAGGACGUACGAAGUGUUGGCACUGGUUGCAGAUUCGCUGUGAAUUUUUCGGUUUCGAUUUCGGUUUGGACUUCGCUUUCGGUUUCGAUUCCGACUUCGAUUUCGGUUUCGAUUUGUCUUUCGGUUUCGAUACUGUUUCGAAUUUUAUUUUUACUGUUAACAUUGUUCUUGCUUUACUCAAGUAACUCUCACGCAGAGCUCGUUAAAGCCUGAAGUUAUUUUGAUGGGUUCACCAACCCUGGCAUUGUAAAAACAGCCUGGCUUAAGCUGCAAAAAAGAUGAUUAUGUGAAAAAGAAAUAAGCGAAACAAACGGACAGCAAAUUCUGUAUAUCUUGUGUGGGUGUUAAUGUAAUUAAAUACAACUUUCGUCUAGUUAGAAGUGUCUAGGGGGCGCUUGAAGGAAUAUCGGAUGUGGAAAAUAGUAAGCAAUAAAUGAAGCGUCGCAAACAAAGAAAGUGCACAAAAGCAGGAAAACAAAAGUCCGCAACAACAAACAGAACAAUAACCAGUUACGUGUGGAAAAGCGCCAAAAAAUCAUAAAAUUCUUCGCCUAAGAUAGACAGCAACCUUCGAAUUUGUUGGGUAAACUUUGUAGUAUUCCGAAAAAUAUUACUGGCAAAGCGAAAGGACGUGUGAGUAGCACGAAGCAGACGAAGCGAGCGGAGGACGUGCAAGCAACUUUGCAUAAAUCGCAACUAAAUCCUUUCAACAACCGACAAGCACUCACACACAGAUAACUCACACGCAAACACAUAACUUUAGUUGAGCGAAGAACGUUUUAAGGGCAAUAACAACAAACAGCAAGCAAAUGCAAAUUGAAACGCCGUAAACAGCAACAAUCAAAACGAAAAGCAAUAAUAAUCUUAAACAAACAUAAAUAUUUGAGGUAACUACAAGCAAAGAGCAACACCAACAAUAACAACAAUAAUAAAUAGCACGCACCUACAUACAUAUAACCACAAGUGAGUACAACAACAAAAGUGAAGUUUCACAACACCAAGUAAUCAAAUCAAUCAGCAAAGCCAACAAGCAUGCCUGAGAGAGCGGCGGAGAUAUUUUGAUUUCGCACACAAAUAUCACAAAUCUCACAAAUCAGAAAUCAGAUUUCAUAUUUAUACUUCAGCUACUGCAGAAAACACAAACAAACAAACUGGUGGAGUCGAAGGCGAACGUUGGGUGCUUGUUUGGUUUCAAUUAUUAUUAAAUUAUUUAUUUAUAUGCGUCAAAGCAGCAAAAUCAAAAGCCACCACAAAAACAAAAGCAAAAAACAACAAAAACACAGAGAACGUACUCAAAGCAGUCAAGGGGUGCUCAGCAAUUGGUUACAUCGUAUUCGCCGCUAUAGCCGCCCGGCCAACCAUACAUAUGCCGAGUAUAAUGUGGAGUACAAUAUCGCCGACAAAUUCUAAGAAAUUACUUAUUGGCAGCACCCGAAGCGUCGACUAUGUCGGAAACAAUAACAAUCAGCAGCAGCAGCAAUUACAGCAACAUCAUCACCAAUAUCAUCGGCAGCAACGGCAGCAACCGCAAAUACAUAACGCAACGAAGGCAGCAGCAACAGCAACAACAACAACAACAACAAAUCAAACUGACAUUGCAACGGCCACUGUCAGAGCAGCAGCAGCAGCAACAAAAGGAAGAGAAACCACAGCAACGCCCACAAUCACAGCCACAGCCACAGCAACAAGCACAGCAGCGAACACACCGAAUCGUGCAGCAGCAGCAACAACAACACCAACAACCGCCAGCAAUAAAACGCAAUCGACGAAAAUCUCAAUCGCAAUGGAAAUUCACAUACAAAAUAAGUGCAUCUCAGCAUAGCGCAUCACUCUGGAGGGUGGCGCGGAGCCCCCAUGGCUGCAGGGCCCCCUUAAAGCGGCAUUUUUGGGGGCCUCUGGCGUCGGCAAAACCAGCAUAUUACAGCAAUUCUUCUACCACGACUUUCCGAAGACACAUCAGACGACUACCCGCAGAAAGAUCUACAAGAGCUGUCUGGUGUGCGACACUUGCAUACGCGAGCUGAUGGUACUCGACGUUCCACCCCAGAAACGUUUCCCGGCCGAUAACUUUGCCGAAUGGAAUAAUGGACAUCCGCUGGGGUUGCGAACCGUACACGCAUAUGUUUUAGUAUUCGACAUGGGCAAUUUGGAAACAUUUCAGUACUGCCGCGCAAUGAGAGAGCAAAUAUUGGAUAGUUUUAGUCAUCGAGAUUUUAGUAUAAUUGUAAUUGGUAAUAAAUACGACACGGUCACCGAGCUGCAGGCUACUUCACAGGAACUAAAGGAUAUCUCCACACUGGUGCGCAAACAUUGGCGUUGUGGCUAUGUGGAAUGCUCUGCCAAGUAUAAUUACAAAAUUGGCGACGUAUUCCGAGAACUGAUGGGCUGUACCAGCUCCGGUGCCAUUGUCAGCGAAUUCACACAAUCAACUAGGAAUAAAGGGCGUUGCACAAUACUUUAGCGUUAUCUGCUCAAACUCUUCAAAGAAGGCAUAUGAGUUGCGGUCAAAGGGUCCAAGCUACAGCUGUAUAAUUUCGAGCCCAUCGCAAAAUUUCCCACGAACGAAACGAAAGACUAACCAAAUGCCGCCAAUUUAGGUAGAUAUACUUACUUACUUAGGUAUGCACCAUAUAACGGAGUAAAGUCACAAAUUCACCUGCAAAAAUCAAAUUGUUGCAGCUGUUAGCUCCCUUAAGGGCGAAUUCAUGCUAGUUUAUGUGGAUUAAAAUACGCAAAUAGCCAAACAAUUUAGAACUUGUAAUUUGUAAAUACUACGUAUGUAUAUGUAGUGAAUUAAAGCAACGCUAAAGUAGAUAUACUUCUAGAGAAAAAAUUGGGAAAACAAUAAUAAAUUUAGCUUAGUAUAGAAAUUGUUAUACAAAAGCAAGUAAUUCGCGAUUUAGAACUAUAUAUAGCUGAAUAAAAGGUAUUAGUAUACCCAUUUUAUUUUUCAUUAUCCGUAUAAUAAACCGAGAAUAGAGUCUAAAUUAGAAGCUAUACGAAUGUUCACUUUUCAAUUUGAUUUCACUUAGAAUUUUAAUUAAAAUUAACUUACUUGCAUUAACGGUAACUAUAAUAAAUUAAGAUAUAUAAUUUAUUUUCUAAUUUAAUCUCAUUAAGCCAUUCGCUCUCAACUGUGCUCUCAUGUAAGGUUGACCAUAUCCUGCUGAGCGACGUAAGCGAUGGUGUGAGUAAAUUCGAGUUCUCAACGAGAACUUAAGACUUUCCAUAUGUAAAAAAUUAAGCGAUCCGUUAUUUUAAAAUACCGUUACAUGGAUUCGGACUUAUAUAUCAAUUUAUUCUAAUGACAUGCACAUGGAGCAACUCUCAAAAAUUUUCAAGUUCCAUUUCAAAUUUAUUUAUCUCCUAACCAAAUUCAAAUAGUCCUGAUUCUCUUUUGGAUAACAUGGGAAAAUCUCUGACUGUCACUUUUGACCCUAUAUAUUUUUGUUUUUUAGACGUGUGGUUUUCAAAGAGAAUUUUGAAAACUUGCACGUGAUUUGGGCUCGGUUUGAUUUCCUAUUUCAUAAUGAACUGAUUUAGUUCAGAGCAACAUUUCUAAAUCGUGUAAAUUCAUUACCAAAAUAAUGAUUCAGCUCGAACGACACAUCGCUAAUUACAUCAAAUAUUCAAUCGACUGAAUCAUCCAGGAAAGUUGGCAAUUCCAACAACCAUGAAUCUGUUUCGCAGCACAUUUAUUCUAGUGGAUAAUCCGCAGAAUGUCUGUACUGUACGCAUUAAAGACGCUAUUGUUUCUGUGGAGCCGAAUCUCGAAGGAUAUUAGUUUGUGGGCUUCCAAAGAUCAACUCUUACAAAAAUUGACAACGGACGACAAUCAGGCGCGUCCCACGUUCGAUGAUUGAGCCCAAAACGAGAUGGACACCUAUUCCGAUUAUCACAAGAAAAUAUUGUUCAGGGAUGACGGUCACUUUUGGUUGAAUGUGUACAUUUAUAAACAAAUUCGUCGCGUUUGGAGUAAUGAUAAUCCUCAACCCAUUGUUGAGACACCAUUCGGUGAGUUCUAUAGGCAAACGCGCAUAUUUGUUCAAAAAUGAAGUCAUCCAUAAUGCAGUCAAUGGGAACCCUUUUCGAGCCAUGAUUAAUUAUGUUUUCAUACCGAAAUUUGGAGGACAAGAUAUCUCUACUUGCCAUACAGCCAGCGAAACAAUCAAUUUACUGAAGAACAUUUUUGCUGAAGGCAACAUGUAGUGAACUGCUGGACUAUUUUUUGUCGGAUUACCUGAAAUCACUUGUCUACGCAGAUAAGCCCGAGAAUAUUCAGCGUGUUACAAGCCACCAGAGAUUCCAAAAGUCCUGUUUACUUUGGAAAAAGCCUUGUAUUGUUGGCAUACAUCUCAAUCGCAUUUCGGGUUGAAGCCAGUCGCGUCGAUUACUUGUCCUAAAUCAUUUUUAAAAUUUAAUAGCAAAUCCUUAUCUUUAUAAACAACAUUAAAUUAUUUAAUUGCAUUUUAAUACUUUUUGAAAACUACAUGUCUAAAAGAACGCAAUCGAGAUAGGAAGGGGGAGUAAGUAGGGGUAAAGAAACAGAAAUGCACACUUUUAUAGUCUAAAAAUUAUAAUGAAAUGACUUCUUCGUUAAAUUUCCGACCAAUCCUUCAAAUUUUUUACUAAAUGUGCGAUUCAAAAUCCAAUUUGAAACCAUCAAUAACUUUAAAUUUAGUUUUUUAACAAAGCAAUCAAUAUUAAUUUUCAAAAUUCCUCUAUAUCGAGUCCUUACAACAAUAUUUUGGCUUGAACUCAUGAGAAGAAAAGAAGAAAAUAUUGAAUUUUCCAAAACUUGGGAUAACUAAUGCUCCCAGGUAUCUCGAACAACAAAAUUGUUGUAAAAUAUAAACUUGCUAAUUUUUUUGAACAGAGAAUUUAUGUUUCAACGCUCUUAAAGCGAAGAAAUCUUAUUACAGAACCGUUUUCGCUAUUGUUAUCUUUCGUUACUAAGCUUCGGAGAGUGUCACAUCGAAGUAGCAUGAAGAAGGGAAGUCAAAUUUAUUUGCACAAAUCAAAUAAUAAUGGGUUAUCCGCAUAAGAGAGAGAGUGUUUGAGCUUAACGUUUUAAAUUUCAUGAACGACUUGCUAAAAACUAUUAUAAAGCGAUAAUUGGGAUUUAUUUUACUUUGAGAGGAGUGCAAUGGGGACAACAUGUGGUUUCAAGGUACGUUUACUAAACGAACUUUUUCUCAAUUACAAAAUCUACUCAAUCUAAUUGGGUAACAUUUUUAAAAAUUUUUAGACUCUUGACUCGGUUUUACUUUUUUCGUAUUAUUAUGUAAUUAAGAUUUGUUUGUAUUUGACUUUUAAGUUAAUUUUCGAAGUAAAGUAUUGGUUACUAAACUAUGCAUGUAAUAAAUGUCUAAUAUUUAAAAGUAUUUUUCCGUUGGCUAUAGUGAAAAACUUUAUCCCACCAUAUUUUACAAUAAAAAAAUCUUUUAAA
Molecule: messenger RNA, 6865 nt
Organism: Bactrocera dorsalis (oriental fruit fly)
Lineage: Eukaryota; Metazoa; Arthropoda; Insecta; Diptera; Tephritidae
Product: ras-like protein family member 10B
Exons: 8
Molecular function (GO): GTPase activity; GTP binding
Source: RefSeq, a predicted model, not a curated record